Messenger RNA from Girardinichthys multiradiatus, 2604 nucleotides. RefSeq names its product gastrula zinc finger protein XlCGF57.1-like. Gene Ontology annotation, molecular function: RNA polymerase II cis-regulatory region sequence-specific DNA binding; DNA-binding transcription factor activity. Lineage: Eukaryota; Metazoa; Chordata; Actinopteri; Cyprinodontiformes; Goodeidae. The transcript has 2 exons. The record is from RefSeq and is a predicted model, not a curated record. Gene Ontology annotation, biological process: regulation of transcription by RNA polymerase II. The coding region runs from base 214 to 2070 and encodes 618 amino acids.
CCAAUAACCACUAGAAGAAGAAGAAGAAGACCUUUGUGCUUCGGGUUUCAUUGGUGUGAAACGAAAUGUAGAAAUGAAUGUAGAAAGCUGGUGAAUUCUGGGCAGAGGAGAAACGGAUUGAAGCUCAGCUGCAGCUGUGAGAAGAAACGAUCAGAGAAGUGGAGACAUCAGUUCAAACUGCGACUGGAUGCUGCAGGAGAACAGAGACACAAAAUGGAUGCUGAUUUCAAGCCCGAAGAUCGGCUGCAAACACUCGUAUUACCUGCAGAUGUUCAGCAGAAGCUGUUGGUUAAAGAAGAGGUUUCUGAAGGAUGGAGUCCUGGUGUGGAACUGCAGGACCCAGAGUUGCUCCAAACGAAGGAGGAACAGGAGGAACGCUGGCCCAGUCUGGGGGCAGAUCAGCUUAAUGUGAAGGAGGAGACUGAUGCCACCUGGUUUCCAGUAACCACAAUCCUCAUGAAGAUUGAAGAAGAUGAAGAGAAACCUGUUUUCUCACAUCUUCAACCAAAAACAAAGAACAGAGAUCUUCCUACCUGCUGUUCAGCUGACCGGGUGAAAUUGGAAACUGAUGAAGUGGUCUGGGCAGGAGCAGAAACCCGCAGGAAGCCCAAUCUAAGUACUCAUGGAGUCAUUUCAAGUUCUUCAGAUACGGAAGUCAGUGAGGAUAAUGAGGAUGAUUUGAAUCAUCCUGAUUCUCAGCUGGAAGACUUUUCUUUAAGGUGUUUGGUUAAUAAUAAAAGUUUUAAAGUGAAGAAGAAUAUAAAGUCCACAAGAGAGGCCCAAACAGAUCUGAAAUGUUUUAGCUGUAAUGAAUGUGGCAAAAGCUUUCUGAGAGAAAAUCUUCUAAAAAUACAUGUGAGAAUCCAUACAGGAGAGAAACCAUUUAGUUGUGAACUUUGUGGACAAAGAUUUAUCCAAAAAUCCAAUUUGAACAGACACAUGAGAUUCCACACAGGAGAAAAACCGUUUGGGUGUCUGCUCUGUGGACAGACAUUUAGUUGGAAGUCUAGUUUAGACUGUCACAUGAGAAUCCACACAGGAGAGAAACCAUUUGCUUGUGAUUUCUGUGGACAAAGAUUUGGUGAAAAAUCAGUUCUAAACACCCACAUGAGGAUCCACACUGGAGACAAACCAUUUAGCUGUGAUGUUUGUGAACAAAGAUUUAACCAAAGAUCACAUUUAAAAAGGCACAUGAGAGUCCACACUGGAGAAAAACCAUUUUGCUGUGAGGUCUGUGGACAACGAUUUGGUGAUAAGUCUGUUCUAAACAUUCACAUGGGAAACCAUACAGGAGACAAACCUUUUGGUUGUCAUGUUUGUGGACAAAGAUUUAGUCGUAAGUCAGUUUUAGACAGUCACAUGAGAAUCCACACAGGAGACAAACCAUUUGACUGCGAUCUUUGUGGAAAAAGGUUUAGUCAUAAAUCAGGUGUAAACAUUCACAGGAGAACCCACACAGGGGAAAACCCAUUUGGUUGUCAAACAUGUGGAAAAAGAUUUAGUCGCAAGUCAGUUUUAGAGAGCCACAUGAGAAUCCACACAGGGGACAAACCAUUUGGAUGUGAUAUUUGUGGACAAAGAUGCAACGAACGAGGACAUUUAAAAAAGCACAUGAGAAUCCACACAGGAGAAAAACCAUUUGGUUGUGAUGUCUGUGGGAAAAGAUUUAGAGAUAAAUGGCAUUUUAAUAAUCACAUGAGAAUCCACACAGGAGAGAAACCAUUUGGUUGUGAUAUUUGUGGGAAACGAUUUAGUGAUAAGUCAGAUUCCAACAAUCACAUGAAAAUCCACACAGGAGAGAAGCCAUUUUCUUGUGAUCUAUGUGGACAAAGAUUUAGACGAAAACCAUGUUUGAACAUUCACAUGAGAAUCCACACAGGAGAUAAACCAUUUUGUUGUGACUUUUGUGCAAAGAAAUUUAGACAAAAAUCCUAUUUGAAAAUCCACAUGAGAAUUCACACAGGAGAUAGGCCGUUUGGUUGUGACGUUUGUGAAAAAAAAUUUAACAGUAAGUCAAAUUUAAAAAGUCACAUGAAAAUCCACACACAAGUGAAAACUGUUCAGAUGUGAAUAUUAGGACGACUGUUGAUGUAGAACACUUAAAUGACUGCAAAGUUUUGUUUCUGAAACAAACUUCUUCCUACUUAGGAUUUUAGUCUCUGUUUUGUGCUAAAGUCUUUAUUAACAUUGAAAUGCAUACUUUGUUUUCAAAACACUUCCUAAGAUACAGUACAAUUUACACUUUUUGUACUUUUUUGUUUAAAUGAAAGACCAUGUUUAAAAAUUAAUGACUGAAACUAAAGGCCUUGUCAGCACAAGAUUAAGAGUAUGAAGACAGGAGUGUGUAGAUCUGUGAAUGUUUUGGGUAAAGGGAAUUGAAUCUGAGGUUAAAGGCUUAAUUUAUUCAAUUACAAUGUUAGAUGAGCUACUAUAAUUACCUUAUCAGUAUUCAGCCCUCGGUCUAAUAUGAAAUCUGACAGUGGUUAAAAAUUUCAGAUUAAGGGCCUGUUUCUGUAGCACAAAAUAAAUCAGUUUUGUGAUUGAAAAUUAUUUUAUUAAGUCUUUGAGAGGUUUUAUGUUAAUAAACUACAUGGAAUUGCUUUA